AUGCUUCUUCCCUAUCUUUUGCCACUUCUAUUCCUAUCAACUCAAGGACGACCGUUGGCUAGUUCAGAACAAGAAGAACGAGCAACAGAAAGAACAACAAUCGAGCCACCAAAAAGACGAUCAGAAGAUAUACAAGGAAAUGAUAAUCACUCACCUACAGUAUCCUCGCACACUGUACCCUCAAAUCAUCCGCAUUUCGUCGAAGAGGAAGAGGGUGUGAUCAGACGGCGAACAGACAUCACUUCAUCGGUGGCAAUUGAAAGUCUCGAUUCGCCGAUCGAGCGGAUAGAGAUUCGUUUGAUUGACGGGAAUGGUUCACAUCCACACGUUGAUGAGGUACUUGUUGUAGUUGAUGGAGAUGCGCACAGGCAUACGAAAAGCCUUGGCAGCUCAUUGCGAGAAAAGGUCGAAGGACGAUCCGAACAACAGAAACCAAUCGACACUCUCCCAGAAGCCAACUAUAAAAAAGUUGAAUACACUCAUAUUCCCCAGGCUCGAGUCCAAGCAUCGAUUCAAGAAGAUACAUUGGGGGCUUCAACAACUCAAGCUCCAACGCAAGAAACAAGUACGGAAACCACAGAGGAUUUGAUGGCAAAUGAUGAAGGAAAUAGACAAACUCCAACCAGCACUUAUCCCACUCUUCCACCACCACCGGCUGAGAUCGACGAGUUAACGAAAGAAGUUGACAUGGGUGUGCCAAUGCGAAAAACGACAACUGAUGAGGAAGACGAGGGUGAACCACCAGAGGAAUGUCUAGCUAAUGCACAUUUGUUGAGCGCUUCGGUGGUGCAAAUUUUGGAGGAACGGGCAAAUAGUCUAAAGAAGAAAAUUCAACGGUUGAAUCGAAAUAUGAGAAAACAUUGCGAGGGUGAGUCGGGCGAUGAGCGCGAUUCUUAUAUUCAAUGCCCGAAAUGGCGUGAGCAGAAGAUGGUUCAAUACUACAAAUUCAUGCGCGCCACCUAUUGUGAGAAUGUGGAGAAAUGGCCAAAUUCGAAUCGUUUCAAGCGAACUUAUGCCCAGCAUUUGCCACUAUUCGAAACGCUGUACACAUUCAAUCAACAA
Mesorhabditis belari is the source of this 1062-nucleotide messenger RNA. Lineage: Eukaryota; Metazoa; Nematoda; Chromadorea; Rhabditida; Rhabditidae. The record is from the annotation of a GenBank genome assembly.